Raphanus sativus (radish) is the source of this 2637-nucleotide messenger RNA. RefSeq names its product plastidial pyruvate kinase 4, chloroplastic. The coding region runs from base 219 to 2345 and encodes 708 amino acids. NCBI's taxonomy places the organism in Eukaryota, Viridiplantae, Streptophyta, Magnoliopsida, Brassicales, Brassicaceae. The transcript has 5 exons. Gene Ontology annotation, biological process: glycolytic process. Gene Ontology annotation, cellular component: cytoplasm. The record is from RefSeq and is a predicted model, not a curated record. Gene Ontology annotation, molecular function: magnesium ion binding; pyruvate kinase activity; potassium ion binding.
AGUAGUAUUGAUUAUGCGCCUGCUGGUGUCUGUUCAAUGUGAUUUAAUAUAAUAAUCCAAGAAAUGGAAAUAUUCCUUAAUUUCAUAUUUCCAUAUUGUGUCGGCUUUUGAAUCUUUUUUUUUUGGUUCUGUAAGACUGUUCUGAAGAAACCCUAGACAAAAAGCUCUGUCCGAUUCCUCUAUAUUCAUAACACCUACGUUUUUAUUUUACGACAGAUAUGUUGAGUUCUGCUCCUUCAGUCACAAAUCUCUUGACAACACCUAACAACGUGAUCCAGAUAGUUGAUAUGGUUGAAUCAAACCACUUGUUAAGUGGGAAGGAGACUCUUUGCUUCUCCACCAGGCAUCACAAGAGUUUCCCAUUAUCACUUACUCAGAUGAAGAUCAGAGUUCCGAGAACCUUAGCUUUUGCCUCCGCGAAAGGAAAAGGCAAAGCUGAAAGACAAGUGGAGGCUAUCGUUGGUGAUAAUGCCUCCAAAGAACUUAACUGGAGUUUCGACUUUCCUGACUCUAAACCUGAGUUUUCUCUUCUCCACUCAGAGGAUUACCAAAACAUUUCUACUGUUCUUGAAAAACUCAAUGCUCUUCGCUCACAUCUAUUAGCAGCAGAGAAGUGGAACGCUUCUAGACUUCAGUCAUGUGACAGAAAAUAUCUGGAAUGUGCUACUAACUUAAUUCAUUAUAUGGCUUUGAGGUCAUUGGACACUGAGCAGCUCAAUAGUUAUCUUACUUCUCUUGGUCUCUCAAGUUUAGACAACAACGAUCUGUCUCUUCUCUCUAACCUCGAAGCAACCAUUAAUCUGUUGAUGAAGUCUCCUAUGGAAUCCCGGAAGCUUCCGGAGAAGGGUAUGACUAUUAAGAAGAAUGAAGGAAAGGUAUCAUCAUUACUUGGUAAGCCUCUCGAGGGGAAAAAAACACAUAUCAUGGUAACUGUUGGUAAAGAAGCAACCGAGAGUGAAACCUUUAUUGCAGACAUUCUUAAAGCUGGCGCUUCUGUUAUCCGUAUAAACUGUGCACAUGGAGACCCCACCAUUUGGGGUGAGAUCAUCAAAAGGGUAAGAAGAACCUCUCAGAUGCUUGAGAUGCCGUGCCGCGUUCUUAUGGACUUAGCUGGACCAAAACUGAGAACUGGCACCUUAAAACCCGGUCCAUGCGUGAUGAAAGUUUCGCCUAAGAAAGAUGCUUUCGGAAACGUGGUUUCUCCUGCUCUUGUAUGGCUCUCUGUAACAGGAACAGAGCCUCCUGCUCACCUUUCCCCUGACGCUACUAUAUUCGUGCGAGACCAGGAGUUUCUUGCUGGUCUCCGAACUGGUGAUUCUGUAAGACUAUGUGACGCUAGAGGGAAAAAGAAAGUGCUUAGGAUCUCAAAAGAGUUUGAUGUUUUCUCCAGUACUGGUUUUGUGGCUGAGUGUUUGGAUACUGCUUAUGUUGAGUCUGGAACUGAGUUAUACGUUAAGGGAAAGAAAGGGAGACGUUUGUUUGGUCAAGUAGUGGAUGUUCCUCCCAAGGAAUCUUUUGUAAGGCUCAGAGUGGGUGACUUGCUAGUCAUAACCAGAGAAGGAUCUUUUGAUGAACCUUCUGUGACUGUUCCAGGAGCUCAUAGGCUGACUUGUCCUUCAGGUUACUUGUUUGAUUCAGUCAAGCCAGGAGAAACCAUUGGUUUUGAUGAUGGGAAAAUCUGGGGAACAAUCAAAGGAGCUAGCCCUUCAGAGGUUAUUGUCUCCAUCACUCAUGCUGGUCCAAAAGGUACGAAACUAGGAUCUGAGAAGUCUAUAAACAUUCCUCAGAGUGACAUCCGUUUCAAAGGCCUUACUUCAAAAGAUAUCAAAGAUCUUGAAUAUGUAGCUUCGCAUGCUGACAUGGUUGGCAUUUCAUUCAUACGUGAUGUCCAAGAUAUAUCAGUUCUUAGACAAGAGCUCAAGAAAAGGAAACUUAAUGAUCAGCUUGGUAUUGUUCUCAAAAUUGAAACGGAAAGUGGGUUUGAGCAUCUGCCCUUGAUUCUUUUAGAGGCGAUGAAGUGUUUAAACCCUUUGGGAGUUAUGAUAGCUCGAGGUGAUCUCGCGGUUGAAUGUGGAUGGGAGAGAUUAGCUAAUAUACAGGAAGAGAUUCUAGCUAUCUGCAAAGUUGGUCGAGUACCGGUGAUUUUGGCUACUCAGGUUCUUGAAUCACUUGUUAAAUCUGGUGUUCCAACUAGAGCUGAGAUCACAGAUGCUGCAAAUGGCAGAAGGGCGAGCUGUGUGAUGUUGAACAAAGGAAAGCAUAUAGUUGAAGCUGUUUCGAUGCUGGACACUAUCCUUCAUACCAAGCUUAUCUAUAAGAAACCGAACCCUGAAAAUCUACAUUGAUGUGCUGCUUAUCACUAGGAAGAGAACUUGUAGUCUGCUUGGCCAGUCCAUGAACUAAGUCCUAGUUGGAAUAUUGUGUCUUCUGGAGCUGCUGUAGUUUCACGCGCAGGGUUAGACCGGUUCAUAAUGCCGGUUAUGCAAUGGAACCUGUAGCCUUGGAAUAUUUGGUUGUUAUUAUAUUCAUCAUAUAGUCCUAUAAGAGGUUUUAGUGGAAACCUAAUAUGUUUUUAGCAUAUGAACAAAUCAUAUUGAUUAUCAGCGAUACUAACAUAGAAAAUUUUGGCCUCUUCAA